AUGGCGGUACAGGGGGGACAAUUCUUCCAAGAAAAGGUCAGCAGGUUGCUCAGCAAAAAGAAUGGAAAACCUGUACUCAAACCCAACAAACCUCUUGUCCUAAGAGAUCAAGUGUCCAGCCGCAAACCCAAGAAAGGAGAGGCCACCUGUAUCACGGAGUUGUCAGUCAUGAUGACGUGUUGGAAGCAGAACAACUUUGUAGAGAGUCUGUGCUCCAAAGAGAUGGAUGAUUUCUCCUCAUGUAUUAAAAAGGCCCAGGCUUCGAAUAAAACGGACGCUACUCUUCAAGGAGGACGUCUGCAACCGAAACAAGCCAACACACUGUUAAAGAGAUAUCCUACUCAUCGUUUUGAGAUCUAG
Nerophis lumbriciformis (worm pipefish) is the source of this 360-nucleotide messenger RNA. Lineage: Eukaryota; Metazoa; Chordata; Actinopteri; Syngnathiformes; Syngnathidae. The record is from RefSeq and is a predicted model, not a curated record.